CGCUGGAUCGCAGACUCCAUCAGUCAGUCGCUUCACUCGCAGAUCUUCGCCGGCACAUCGAUCGGAGACAUUUUGCUGGCCGAGAACUAGAACUUUUGAGCAAUGGCGGCAGGAUUGCAGGUGUUCGGGCAGCCGGCAUCGACCGACGUUGCCAGGGUGCUGACCUGCCUCUUCGAGAAGGACCUCGAGUUCGAGCUCGUCCGCAUCGAUACCUUCAAGAAGGAGCGCAAGCUCCCCGAGUUCAUCAAGCUUCGGGAUCCUACUGGACAGGUGACUUUAAAGCAUGGUGACAAAACUCAAGUUGAUUCAAGGGCUAUAUGCCGAUACCUGUGCACCCAGUUCCCGGAAGACGGCAACCGCGCGAUCUACGGCACUGGAUCACUGGAGCGCGCAUCCAUUGAACAAUGGCUCCAAGCGGAAGCUCAGAGCUUUGACGGCCCGAGCUCCCAGCUUGUCUUCCACCUAGCGUUCGCGCCGCAGCUGAAUUUGAUCCCCGACGAGGUCCACAUCACUGAGAACGAGAGGAAGCUGCAGCAGAUGCUCUGUGUUUAUGAUGAGAUCCUGGCCAAGAACCAGUACCUCGCCGGCGACGAGUUCACCCUCGCCGACCUGUCCCACUUGCCAAGCUCCCACUACAUCACCAGCACCCAGAGGGGCAGGAAGCUCUUCACCUCCAAGAAGCACGUUGCCAGGUGGUACGACGCCAUCUCCAGCCGCCCGUCGUGGCAGCAGGUGAUCAAGAUGCAGAGCGAGCACCCCGGCACGUUCGAGUGAUCGAGCUAUGUGGCGAGCUCGCCGAGCUGAGUCAUCUGUGAUCGACAACCUGAUUCUUCGUUGGGCUUCACACCGUGAUAUGUCUUCGUCAAGGUCCCUCUCGUCUACGUUCGUCGUUCGUUGUCGUGCCGGCUAAAAUAAUGUGAAGCCCUAAAGCGGUGUCUCUUAAUGUCUUCAAUUUUGCAACACCAUUGUCCUUCCGUGGGUUGUAACGCUCAGUUGCUUUCAGUUCAACAAAUAAAAUGUUCAUGGUCGAUCUUUAUUAUCCGUUUCA
Messenger RNA from Lolium perenne, 1048 nucleotides. RefSeq names its product glutathione S-transferase F8, chloroplastic. NCBI's taxonomy places the organism in Eukaryota, Viridiplantae, Streptophyta, Magnoliopsida, Poales, Poaceae. Gene Ontology annotation, molecular function: glutathione transferase activity; glutathione binding. Gene Ontology annotation, cellular component: cytoplasm. Gene Ontology annotation, biological process: glutathione metabolic process. The record is from RefSeq and is a predicted model, not a curated record.